Messenger RNA from Maniola jurtina (meadow brown), 871 nucleotides. RefSeq names its product mitochondrial inner membrane protease subunit 1. The record is from RefSeq and is a predicted model, not a curated record. Bases 280 to 741 code for a protein of 153 amino acids. Gene Ontology annotation, molecular function: serine-type endopeptidase activity. Gene Ontology annotation, cellular component: mitochondrial inner membrane peptidase complex; membrane. The transcript is spliced from 2 exons. NCBI's taxonomy places the organism in Eukaryota, Metazoa, Arthropoda, Insecta, Lepidoptera, Nymphalidae.
CUGUCCAGGGAAUGUCAAUACGACAAUAUUCAAUUUCAAUUUAUCAAUUUUAUUUAUGCUAUGCUAUGCACUAGGAAACUGUAUUUUACUUUUUUUAAUUAAUUAGAAUAUUUUACAAAAAUUACAAGUUUACUUAUGUAUUAGAUUUCAACUUCUAUCAUCUGAAAUUCGUACACAUUAAUCACUACGUGAAAUAAAUACAAUAUCAGUUUACUAUGUGGCAAAGGUUUUUGACUCUGAAGAAGGUAGACUUAAAAGUUUAUUUAAGUUAAAGUGAAGAUGAUCACAAGAAGUAUUUUUGGAAAUAGCGUGGAACUAUUUCGGUUCGUGCUACAAACCGCUUGUAUAACUCACUGCACUUGGGAAUUUAUUGGAGAUUUUGUGAUGUGUUCUGGCCCUUCAAUGGAACCUACACUUCAAACCAACAACAUCCUUCUAACAGAGCACAUGUCUCCACGUUUUCAACGGUUGUGUAAAGGUGACAUAGUAAUAGCCAAGUGUCCAAGGAACCCAAAGCAGUAUGUAUGUAAAAGAAUUACAGCAUUGCCUGGGGACAAAGUCAGAGGCCACUUUCCUGGACGGAGCCAAGUUGUGCCUAGAGGACAUGUUUGGUUGGAAGGAGACAAUUCAAAUAACUCUGCAGAUUCUAGAGUCUAUGGUCCAGUACCACAAGGUCUGAUAAGGAGUCGAGUUGUAUGCAGAAUAUGGCCUUUAAAUAAAAUUAGCUCUUUAUCUGAAUAGAACAGUACUUAAUUACUAUGUACAGGUUUGUAAAUAUAUUUUAGUAGUACCUUAGUUAUGCUGAAGUAAUACUUUAAAUGAAUUGUUGAAUUGUCUUUAGUUUAUUGAAAUAAAAAUGCUGUUAAUAAAU